Messenger RNA from Effrenium voratum, 1382 nucleotides. The record is from the annotation of a GenBank genome assembly. NCBI's taxonomy places the organism in Eukaryota, Dinophyceae, Suessiales, Symbiodiniaceae.
AGGCUGUUUGCAGCUCCCAAUGGGGCCGUAGGAAUGCUGUGACUGAUGAAUGUUUGUGCCGGGCCUCAGCCGAUUCGGGAGACACCUCUCGCAGGUGACGGUGUCGCAGGCCCGGCUGCAGGAGUUCAUCCGGGCUGAGCUGAGCUACUUCGCGGCGCAGCACACCCAGGCCUUGAGCCUCGAGCAGAUUGUGGAUGCCUCCACCCCGGGCAAGGUGGCCAGGCUGGUGCACAAGGAGAUCCCUUUUCGCUUUGCGGCUCGGAUCCGGCACAUCGAGGCAGUGGAAGGCUGGGAGAAGCAGGAGGAACUCAGGCAGCUCCACAAGAUCUUCCUGGACUCCUUCAGCGAGCUGCGCCUCACGGAACCUCCUGGGACAGAGGAGUGUUCCUUGACGGUGUCCGACUUGACGGAGUACACCGAGGUGAUCCGAUCCGUUCGCAAGCGCCAUAUGCCCGUGGUGGCGCUCCUCGCAGAGGCCAUCCGGAAGAUGAACCACAAGGACGCCUGGAUGGAGGGCGAUGCCUUCCAGUCCUGGGCAGACACCUUCUUGGUGUCCCGGAUUUCAACUGAGAUGCUGACGUCCCACUACAUGGCUGUGGUGGAUUGGCACGAUUCUGCUUCCGAGGCGAGCGAGCUCUUGGGCUCCGAUCACAUUGGCAUCGUUGACACCAAGUGCAAUCCUGGCAGGAUUUGUGAGCAGGCAGCGAAAGCGGUCCAAUCAAUGUACGCCAAUGCCACUGAGUCAAGCGCUCAGCAAGUUGCAGACAAGCUGCAAGUGGAAGUGCACUCCCACUCGGAUUCCGGAUCGGAAGACUCUACCAUCGCGUUUUCGUACAUCCCAAAGUACCUCUUCUACAUCGUCCAGGAGCUGAUCAAAAACAGCGCCAGGGCGACAGUGGAGGCCUGCAAGCUGGACGGGAGACGGCGGUUGCCAGACAGGCCCAUCAUUGUGACGGUUUGCGCCGACCAGAAGCAAAUCGCCAUCCGCAUUGCGGAUCAGGGUGGCGGCAUAUCCUGUGGGAAGUCCGAAGAGAUUUGGUCGUACCUCUUCUCCACCUCCAUGCAGCCAUUCCAGGAGUACCUGGAAAGCGGCAGCCCAUUGGCUGGCUGGGGCGUCGGCCUGCCCCUGGGCCGGCUUUAUGCCAGGUAUUUGGGUGGAUCCCUGCAGCUCAUGAAUGUGCCCGGCACUGGAGUGGACGCGUAUCUAUUUCUGCGACGGAUUGACCCCAGCUCUGCAGAAGGCGUACCGCGUGCUUCGAUCUCGGAUUCGGUGGCUCCUGUAUAGCUACGGUAAGAUGGGCGACGCCAACGGUUUCAAGGAAGGACACCAAUGGUGCCUUCGGCUAAUGUACCUGCCUGCCUUCGGCUAAGUGUAUAUGUCA